GCGGGAAGGUCUUGGCAACUGAGGAAACGGAGCGGCAGCCGAGCGACCCGCCCUCAAGUAGCAGCUGCGGCGUCCGUUGCGGUUGCUGCGCGUGGCGCCCUCAGAGUUCGAAAGGGGCGGAGCGGAGGCUUCCCGGGGCGCGAGCGCGGGCGACAUGAGCGGCAAAGAAGGAACAGGUGAGUUCCGAAAAAGAAAGCAUGACAAUUUCCCUCAUGGUCAUCGAAGAGAAGAAAAAGACAGCAUUAAUCCUCCUUCAGCUAUGACUAUGUCCUUUAAAGCAUUCCAGGUGGAACUUGAUACAAAACAUGAUAAAUAUGAGAGGCUUGUGAAACUUAGUCGUGAUAUAACUAUUGAAAGUAAAAGGGUCAUAUUCUUACUACAUAGGAUUACCAGUGCUCCUAACGGGGAGGAAAUAUUAAUGGAAUCUGAGACCAAAUUAGAUCUUGUGAGACAGAAGAUAAAACAAGUAGCGCAAGAAUUGAUGGGAGAAGAUAUGUAUCAGUUUCACAGAGCCAUCUCUCCAGGUCUUCAGGAAUAUGUGGAAGCUGUGUCAUUCCAGUAUUUUAUCAAAACUCGGUCAUUAGUUAGUAUAGAGGAGAUCAAUAGGCAACUGAUAUUUUCAGAAGAAGAUAAAGAAGAAGAAGCAAAGCCAUCUUCUGAUUGUCACGACAAGCAACAUAACACUUCAAGCCUGAAGGUGACUCCUGUAGAUUACCUCCUGGGAGUGGCUGAUCUGACUGGAGAGCUGAUGCGGAUGUGCAUUAACAGUGUUGGCAAUGGGGACAUAGAUACCCCAUUUGAGCUGAGCCAGUUCCUGCGCCAGAUCUAUGAUGGCUUUUCCUAUAUUGGCAACACUGGACCAUAUGAAGUUUCUAAAAAACUCUAUACCUUGAAACAGAGUUUGGCCAAAGUGGAAAAUGCCUGCUACACAUUAAAAGUCAGGGGGUCUGAGAUACCAAAGCAUAUGUUAGCUGAUGUGUUCUCCAGCAAAACUGAAAUAAUUGACCAAGAAGAUGGGCUUUCCUAAACUGCUUAGAAACUUCAUGGCAAAAAAA
Lacerta agilis (Sand lizard) is the source of this 1055-nucleotide messenger RNA. It is a transcript of the gene TSNAX, whose product is annotated as translin associated factor X. The transcript is spliced from 6 exons. The coding region runs from base 155 to 1027 and encodes 290 amino acids. Gene Ontology annotation, cellular component: nucleus; cytoplasm. The record is from RefSeq and is a predicted model, not a curated record. Gene Ontology annotation, molecular function: RNA binding; RNA endonuclease activity; sequence-specific DNA binding. NCBI's taxonomy places the organism in Eukaryota, Metazoa, Chordata, Lepidosauria, Squamata, Lacertidae.